AUGCUAUUUACGUCCUGCGCCCGUUACGGCCCUUCCCUCGCGGUGGCGUUGGGGGGAAGUCGGAGACUCCUGUCGCCGUGCCGAGCACUUCGGCGGGGCGUGCUGCAGUCGUCGUGUCUCACGGGCGCCACGCGUUUCUGCGUCGUGGGCCGUACGCGUCCGCGACUUCAGCGGACAACGCAGGACGCAGAUUUGGUGGCCGCCUGGAUGACGACGAAGCGGGAGGCGGGGGCGGAGGAGGAGGAGGCGCGCGAAAGGCAGGCCCUCGAUGUGGAGCUUGAGCCGGUAGACUUGAAGAAGCUGACACUGCCGUUGCACUCGAUGGAGACCAUUCCGGCCGACGUUGUCGCCAACAUCGUGGCGAAGGACAAAACGAUUGUGUUCUCGCCCCAUCGGAAGCAAAAGGAUGUGACGCGUCGCCUGCUGCGGAUGAAAUACCGGUACAGCAUUCAGCCCCUAGGAAUGGUUUUGCACUUUCGCUUCUUUACGUUGGGCGGCGCCAAACAGGAGGGCGCCGCCGCGACGGGCAUCACACAGGAUCACUUUCAGCGCAUCAAAGAGAAACUUCGAACGUUUACACGCUUCAUCAUCCUGGAUAAGCGUUGGCCGCUGGAGGUGUCUUUGGAGGUGACUCCCAUCAUGCAGCGCUCACCCACCGAGUUCAAAUCGAUGGAGGAUGUGGCACACAUGCUGAGUCGCGUCAUGGCGGAGGAGCUUCACAUCGGGGCGUGGUGUGGCAUGUCAUCCACGCCUGUUCUUGCCAAAAUGGCUUGUGAGGCGAGCCAAAAGCAGAACCCGCAGGAUCCAAAGGCCGUUGUGUCGGGAGGCAUUUUGUGUAGCAGGCACUAUGACCUUCCAACUCACGAGGCGGUGAAGGAAUUUGUAGCGAACAUUCCCCUUAGCGAUGUCCCUGUCAUGGGCAAGGCACAGGUUGAGCUUUUAAAGAGCGUGUAUGGCAUUAGAAACUGUGGCGAUAUCUUGGCGCAGGAGGAACGUCUAGGUUUCAGUCUCUCCCAGCAGACAAUGGAGUUCUUCCUCUCAGUUGCCCAUGGUGCCAUGCGGCUGGAGAGUGAGAUUGGCACAACCCUGCGGCAAAAGAGCCCGCGGUGCAAGUCCGCCCAGGUCCGCCGGGAGUCAAAGUAUGGCCGUGUGAUAUCCGAGGAGCAGUUCAUUAACACCGUCUUGACGGUGUUUGACACCGUCCACAAGGAUCUUCUUCUUUACGACUUUGUGGCUGGCCGUGUUUCCCUUGACACACGGAGAUUUGUUCCACGUGUCUUUUGGGUUACGGAGGAGUACGAGGAUGUCACCCCCCGCACCAACAGCCGCGAACGCCUACGAGAGGCGGUGCUGCGUCUUGCCAAGCGGUUCGCCCCGCGGCGCACGGAGGAGCUGCUGGACAUGUACAUCCUCUCCAUCCACUUAAGCGACAUUCGUACGUGGGUCGAGGAGUACGAGGGUGGGAGCAGUGGCAACGGUAGGGUAAGAAGAGGCCCCACGGUGAGAAAAUCUGCUCCCGUGAGUCCGGAGGAGAAGAAAAAAAAAUGCGGUCGCGAAGUCCAAUGGUACGAAAUGAUGACGCCAAUAAACCUCGAGGCAUCACGGUUCUGA
Molecule: messenger RNA, 1611 nt
Organism: Trypanosoma conorhini
Lineage: Eukaryota; Euglenozoa; Kinetoplastea; Trypanosomatida; Trypanosomatidae
Product: DNA-directed DNA polymerase
Exons: 1
Coding region: 1-1611 (536 amino acids)
Biological process (GO): error-prone translesion synthesis
Cellular component (GO): nucleus
Molecular function (GO): DNA-directed DNA polymerase activity
Source: RefSeq, a predicted model, not a curated record